Messenger RNA from Pipra filicauda (Wire-tailed manakin), 4220 nucleotides. It is a transcript of the gene DPP9, whose product is annotated as dipeptidyl peptidase 9. Gene Ontology annotation, molecular function: serine-type peptidase activity; dipeptidyl-peptidase activity. Bases 231 to 2909 code for a protein of 892 amino acids. Gene Ontology annotation, biological process: proteolysis. The transcript is spliced from 21 exons. NCBI's taxonomy places the organism in Eukaryota, Metazoa, Chordata, Aves, Passeriformes, Pipridae. The record is from RefSeq and is a predicted model, not a curated record.
GGCCGCCGCCGCCGCCGCCCCCGCGCCCCCGUUUUUCCGGGGCUGCCCCGCGCCCGGGACAUGGAGCGGCACUGACGGACCCGCCGCCGCCCCCUCCUUCCUUCCUCCCUCCCCUGCCCGCCCUCCCUCCCGCAACUGCAGCCGCCCCCCCGCGCCCCCCUCAGCCCGCCCGCCACGGGGAGGUCGCCGCGCCCCGCGUUUCCUGUCCUGCCCAGCUCUCUGAGUAGUUAAUGCAGAAGAUAAAGAGGGUUCGUCUGGAAAACGAGACUGCAGGAAGUUGGAGAAGUUUUUUGCCCAGCUCUGAAGGGGAAACGAGGAUGACUGCGGUGGACACGCUGUCGGACAGCUCCGAAGUGGUCGAGAUGGAGGAUGUGCCUUCCCAAUUCCAGGUGCAAAAGCAUUCUUGGGAUGGGCUGCGUGACAUAAUCCACAGCAGCAGGAAGUACUCGGGCAUGAUAGUGAACAAAGCUCCCCACGAUUUCCAGUUUGUCCGGAAAACGGAGGAGUCCAGCCCGCACUCGCAUCGCCUCUAUUACCUGGGAAUGCCAUAUGGUAGCAGAGAGAAUUCCCUUCUUUACUCAGAGAUUCCCAAAAAGGUACGGAAGGAGGCCUUGCUGCUCCUGUCCUGGAAGCAGAUGCUGGACCACUUUCAGGCAACCCCCCACCACGGGAUGUAUUCCAGAGAGGAGGAACUCUUGAGGGAACGCAAGCGGCUCGGGGUCUUUGGGAUAACAUCUUAUGAUUUCCACAGUGAGAGUGGCCUGUUCCUCUUCCAGGCCAGCAACAGCCUCUUCCACUGUCGAGAUGGGGGCAAGAAUGGAUUCAUGGUGUCUCCAAUGAAGCCUCUGGAGAUCAAGACUCAGUGCACGGGGCCACGGAUGGAUCCCAAAAUCUGCCCUGCUGACCCAGCCUUCUUUUCAUUCAUCAACAACAACGAUCUGUGGGUGGCAAACAUCGAGACUGGCGAGGAGAAGAGGAUGACAUACUGCCAUAAAGGCUUAUCCAAUGUCCUUGAUGACCCCAAGUCUGCUGGUGUAGCCACUUUUGUCAUUCAGGAGGAGUUUGAUCGGUUCACGGGCUAUUGGUGGUGUCCCACAGCUUCCACAGAAGGUCCAGAGGACUUGAAAACACUGCGGAUCUUGUAUGAGGAAGUGGAUGAGUCAGAGGUGGAGAUAAUUCACGUUCCUUCACCUGCCUUGGAGGAGAGAAAAACAGACUCCUAUCGAUACCCCAGGACAGGCAGCAAAAACCCCAAGAUUACAUUAAAACUGGCAGAAUUUAAAACAGACAGCAAGGGAAAGAUCGUGUGUGCUCAGGACAAGGAGCUGGUGCAACCCUUUGCUGCGUUGUUUCCCACCGUGGAGUACAUCGCCCGCGCUGGAUGGACCCGGGAUGGCAAAUAUGCCUGGGCUAUGUUCCUAGACAGACCUCAGCAGCGGAUGCAGCUAAUCCUUUUGCCUCCAGCACUCUUUAUUCCAGUCCCAGAAAACGAGGAGCAGCGUGCUGAAUUUGCCAAAACUGUGCCAGAAAAUGUCCAGCCAUUUGUGAUCUAUGAAGAAACCACUGAUGUGUGGAUAAAUGUCCACGACAUCUUCUACCCCUUCAUCCAGCCAGAGGGGGAGGAGGAAGAGCUCUGCUUCAUCCGAGCCAACGAGUGCAAGACAGGUUUCUGUCACCUGUACAGGGUGACAGCCAUCCUGAAGCCAGGCAGCCACGACUGGGUGCAGCCAUAUGUCCACAGUGAGGACGAUUUCAAGUGUCCCAUCAAGGAGGAGGUUGCCCUGACUGGUGGGGAGUGGGAGGUGCUGGCAAGGCAUGGAUCCAAGAUCUGGGUCAACGAGGCCACAAAGCUGGUGUACUUCCAAGGCACGAAGGACACCCCUCUGGAGCACCACCUCUACGUGGUCAGCUACGAGUCCCCUGGGGAAAUCAUGAGACUCACCACUCCAGGCUUCUCCCACAGCUGUUCCAUGAGCCAGAACUUUGACAUGUUCAUCAGCCACUACAGCAGUGUGAGCACUCCACCCUGUGUGCACAUCUACAAGCUCAGCGGCCCCGACGACGACCCGCUCCACAAGCAGCCCAAAUUCUGGGCCAGCAUGAUGGAGGCAGCCAGUUGUCCCCCGGAUUACGUCCCUCCGGAGAUCUUUCACUUCCGCACUCAGUCGGAUGUUGAGCUCUAUGGAAUGGUCUACAAACCUCACGAUGUCCAGCCUGGGAAGAAGCAUCCCACGGUGCUCUUUGUGUAUGGAGGCCCCCAGGUGCAGCUGGUGAAUAAUUCCUUCAAAGGCAUCAAGUACCUGAGGCUGAACACGUUGGCAUCCCUGGGCUAUGCUGUGGUGGUGAUUGAUGGCAGGGGAUCGUGCCAGCGAGGACUCAAAUUCGAAGGGGCCCUAAAAAACCAAAUGGGUCAGGUGGAGAUAGAGGACCAGGUGGAAGGUUUACAUUAUGUAGCAGAAAAAUACGGGUUCAUCGACUUGAGCCGGGUCGCCAUCCACGGCUGGUCCUACGGGGGGUUUCUGUCCCUCAUGGGGCUCAUCUGUAAACCCAAUGUCUUCAAGAUUGCCAUAGCAGGUGCUCCUGUCACAGUGUGGAUGGCCUACGACACCGGCUACACCGAGCGGUACAUGGACAUCCCGGAGAACAACCAGCAGGGCUACGAGGCUGGCUCUGUGGCAUUACACGUGGAAAAGCUUCCCAACGAGCCAAACCGUUUGCUGAUCCUCCAUGGCUUUUUGGAUGAAAAUGUGCACUUUUUUCACACCAACUUCCUGGUAUCGCAGCUAAUCCGGGCUGGAAAACCUUACCAGCUGCAGAUCUACCCCAACGAGAGACACAGUAUUCGGUGCCCUGAGUCAGGAGAGCACUACGAAAUCACGCUGCUGCACUUUCUACAAGAAUACCUCUGAGAGCACGAGCCUCUGCAAACUGGACACUGACAGCUCACCCCCACUCCUGUGCCCUCCUGCCCCCGACAGCCGUCGAACCCAGAGCACAAGUGGCCGAGUGCCCACGGCGGGCUGGGUGUCCCCCCGCGCGAGGGGAAGGCUGGAGGGCACCUUCCCUUCCUGGACAGUGCCACCUUCUCUCACUUUCCAAGCUGGAGGUCUGCCCCUGCUCGGCUGCUCGUCCUCUUCCUCUCCUCCAGCCUGGCUGUUCAAUGCUUUUUUUGCUGCUACUCCCUCUCUCCUGGGAAUCAAUGGACAGUGGUCUGUCUCCCGAGGCUGAGGUUUGUGCCCAUCUCUCUCUCUCUCUCUCUCUCUCUCUCCCCGCCAAUCCUUCUCCCCCUUUUCCACUGCCCCUGAGCAGUUCCCACACUCUUACCUGCAAGAACUCAGUGCCUGUGUUGGAAACGGAAGAAGAGCCGAAUCAGAAGCUGCCUUAAGCCAGGUGUGGGAGGGAAGAGAGAACUACCUACUGCUAACCCCGGGGAUCGAGCUGUGACCUGGCCCUGCUGCCACCCUGGAGCCCUGGGAUGUGAAGAGAGCUCUACAGAAGCAUGCAACACUAGUCUUCUUUUUUUUUUUUAAUUUUUUUUUUUUUUUAGAUAUAUCUAUCUAUUUUCCAGUUUCAUUUUGCAGAGCAGAUGGAGGAAGUGGCUGGGGCCGGUGACAGCGUCCUCUGAUCCUUCCUCUCAUGGCCGCUCGCGCGCGGAGUUGUGCCAACAACAGGUAGCACUUGGCAGCUGGCUACAACCAGAGCCUCUCUCCAGAGCUCACAGCAGCAUCUGGGUUUUUUGCAACACAAGAUGGAUGAUAUUUAUGCAAAUCCUCCCUCCCUCCGUUCUCUGUGCCGCCUCCUGAUCCCACCUCCUCCUCCCGCCCCCCUCCUCCCCGAGCUUUCAGACGUGCACUGAAAUUGGCUGUGCUUCAGUUCUCUGCGGGUCAGUGACUGGUCCCCCUUGCCCACCUACUCAGAAAAAAAAAAAACAAACGCUCUCUCCUGGUUUUUAAUUUACCUGGGCAACAGGAACUGCAGUUCUGGGGAGGGGGGAUUGAGCAAUCACACCUCAGGGGAGCACAUCCCCCCCUUCAAGCCAAGGGGUUCUGCCAGGGGGCAAAACGCAAACAAGAAACAAAACCCACCCAAAUGAACCACGUUGACUUUGCCCUGGAGUAUUUUAAGUGCGUAUUAUGAAAAGAAAAUAUUUUUAUGGAUUCUUAUUCUUUUAUAAUUAUGAGUGUUAAGAUGUAGCGACUCAUUAAAAUAUUGGAAAGAGA